AUGAAGCUGAUCGCCCUCUUCUCCCUGGCGUUCACCCUAACAAGCGCCUUCCCUUUCCACCCCUUCCACAAAGCCCACAAAGUCUACAAACUCCACAAAAUCCACAAAAUAAAACUCGACGCCUCCAUCACCGAAUCCCAAGUCCUCACCAUCGCCCCCAGCUCCGACACAUGCGACAACCCGCCCGCCGCCGGCGAGUGCGCAACCGCCAACACCGCCGCUACGUACACGGCCCAGUCCUUCGACACGUACAGCGUGACCUCGAAGGCGGAACAGGCGGCUGUCCUGAGCCUGAUGGCGUUUGAGAGCGGCGACUUCAAGUAUAACAAGAAUCAUUUCCCCGGCGUGGCCGGGCAGGGCACACGCAACAUGCAAUCCCCAUCUUACAACAAGAAAUACGCCUCAUCGCUGCCGUCCCUCUCCGACAAACUAGACUCCGUCUCCGACGACCCGGCUGGCCUCCUAGAUGUCCUGCGCGCGGAUAAGGCCAUUGACUUCGGCUCUGGUGCGUGGUUCCUGACGACGCAGUGCUCGCAGGAUGUGCGGACUGCGCUGCAGAAGGGCGAUGACGAGGGCUGGCAGCGGUACAUUAGUGAUUGUGUGGGUACUAGUGUUACGGAUGAGAGGAGAGCUUACUGGGAAAGGGCUGUUGAAGCGCUGGGUGUUUGA
Penicillium canariense is the source of this 669-nucleotide messenger RNA. RefSeq lists its product as uncharacterized. The record is from RefSeq and is a predicted model, not a curated record. The coding region runs from base 1 to 669 and encodes 222 amino acids. The transcript is spliced from 2 exons. Lineage: Eukaryota; Fungi; Ascomycota; Eurotiomycetes; Eurotiales; Aspergillaceae.